Messenger RNA from Bactrocera oleae (olive fruit fly), 4416 nucleotides. The record is from RefSeq and is a predicted model, not a curated record. NCBI's taxonomy places the organism in Eukaryota, Metazoa, Arthropoda, Insecta, Diptera, Tephritidae.
AUUACUGUGAAAACACGUUUCAAGAGUCAUAACAUUAUUUGAAAUGUUAUUAACUAAGUUCAGACUGGGAAUAAUUUUAAUAAAAGGACUUUAGUUCUUUUGUGUUUAUAUAAAAUAUUAUUAUGGACGUGUGCGUUAAAAUCAACAUGUCGCAAAUAUUAAUCAAUGUGUAGAAGUUUCUUAUCAACCAUAAUAAGAUAAUGAUUUUUCAAUCUGAAGGUCAUAAAAAAUAAUUGUAUACAUGGCUGUAUAUUAAAGAUACAAAAUAAUUCUCUAUAUGUAUACAACUACAGUUAAUCUACGCAGAGAAGUAGGGUUUUUAGUUGAUAUUUCGUCAGCUGUAAUAACGCAAAUUGGAUAUUAUGAAGCAACUGAAAAAUCACAAUAUCUAUGGCCAAUUGAAGAUAGAUUUGUUUGUAUAGCCUUCAAUAAUGAUAUCGCCUUACAUCUAGAAUUAAUAAUUUUAGAUAACUUUACAGCAUAGACGGAACUGUAGUGUUUAUUUGAAUGUAUACCAAUCUUAAUGAACAAAUCUAAGAUAACUUCAAAGCAUACACAGAACUAGAGUGUUUAAUAACAACCACAAAAAUUGUGAAGGUUGAUCAGCGUAUGAACAGUGUUGCAAAUAAUGCAUUAAUAAAAUAACUGAAUUAACAUUUGAAUUAAAUUUUUUCCUUAAUUAAGGAUUAAAAAAGUAAUUUGUUUUAGAAUUAACAUUUUUUCGCAUUUGCGUACUUUGUGUUCUACCAUUUGGAACUAAACCUCGCACAGAGGCAUCCUCAUUAAUACGCUAGAGCACUGGUUUACAAUCAUAAACUCAGAUUACGCGUUCCAAUGUAACCAACCACGUAGUUAUUAAUACGCUGGCAAAAUUUGUAUUAAGAUUUUUUUUAUAAAGUGAAACAACUUUGGAGUUUUUUAAAAAUCCCCAUGUAACCUGCUAAGUUUUUCAAUAAGAAAAAAAGGCAAAAAGGAAACAACGCGGCUUAGUGUGCUAUGUGAGGAAAAUAAAUAAUGGAAAGGGCCGUUAUGGAAUAAUUACUUUCACUUACAUACUUUUUCUGCUGAAAUCCACAGAGACUACUUACAGCGACAGAGUACUUCUGUUAUUUCAUAUCAAUUUAUAAAAUUAAAGUUCAUAGAAAAACAUUAUAUUAAAAAAAUUACCUUAUUUUAAUAGAUUUUAAUUUCUAUUUAGUUGCAAGACAUCAUGAAAAUGUAUGAUUAAAAUACUAAAAACAUUCAUAUGGCGUAAUUAUGAGUAACCAUUAAUUGCAUAACUCCUACAAAAGACAAUAAACAAGUUUUGUAUCGCGAGACUGUUUAUAGCCAAUAAUUUUCAGAUAAAAGUGCAUAGCAUUUAAAUUUCUUUAAUUAUAUAUUACUAUAAUCAAAACAGCUUCAGUGUAAAACAUUCCACCACAUAGUAUGGCCUCGGUCGCCGCUUGGCUGCCUUUUGCACGGGCGGCGGCCAUCGGUUGGGUUCCAAUUGCUACACACCCAUUACCGCCUCCACCCAUACCAAAAGACCGUCGUAAAACUGACGAUGAAAAGCUUUUGAUUAAUGUUUCUGGACGUCGUUUUGAAACGUGGCGAAAUACGCUUGAAAAAUAUCCAGAUACGUUACUGGGAUCCAAUGAACGUGAGUUCUUUUACGACGAGGAUUGUAAAGAAUAUUUCUUUGACAGAGAUCCAGAUAUUUUUCGUCAUAUACUUAACUAUUAUCGCACAGGAAAACUUCAUUAUCCCAAACAUGAAUGCCUCACGAGUUACGAUGAAGAAUUGGCAUUCUUUGGUAUUAUGCCCGAUGUAAUUGGGGAUUGUUGUUAUGAAGAUUACCGUGAUCGAAAACGUGAGAACGCCGAACGUUUGAUGGAUGACAAAUUAUCAGAGAACGGUGAUCAGAAUUUGCAACAGUUAACGAACAUACGACAAAAAAUGUGGCGCGCAUUCGAAAAUCCGCAUACUUCUACAGCGGCGUUGGUGUUUUACUAUGUAACUGGAUUUUUUAUCGCUGUCUCUGUAAUGGCCAAUGUUGUAGAGACAGUUCCAUGUGGCCAUAGACCCGGGCGCGCCGGUACUCUGCCGUGUGGUGAACGUUAUAAAAUCGUAUUUUUCUGCCUCGACACCGCCUGCGUUAUGAUAUUUACCGCCGAAUAUUUGUUACGUCUAUUUGCUGCACCCGACCGCUGCAAAUUUGUGCGCAGCGUAAUGAGUAUUAUUGAUGUUGUUGCUAUACUGCCAUAUUAUAUUGGAUUGGGCAUUACUGAUAACGAUGAUGUGAGUGGUGCCUUUGUGACGUUACGUGUCUUCCGGGUUUUUCGAAUUUUCAAAUUCUCACGCCAUUCACAAGGCCUACGGAUACUUGGCUACACAUUAAAGUCAUGUGCUUCAGAAUUGGGAUUUCUGGUAUUCUCACUUGCAAUGGCUAUUAUCAUAUUUGCAACUGUUAUGUUUUAUGCUGAAAAGAACGUCAACGGAACGAAUUUUACAUCUAUUCCGGCUGCUUUCUGGUACACAAUAGUAACAAUGACAACACUGGGUUAUGGUGACAUGGUGCCUGAAACUAUAGCUGGAAAAAUUGUUGGUGGCGUUUGUUCUCUCAGUGGAGUACUUGUGAUCGCUUUACCUGUACCAGUUAUUGUAUCAAACUUUAGCCGAAUAUAUCAUCAGAACCAGAGAGCUGAUAAACGAAAAGCACAGCGGAUCGCUUCGUUUCAUGCUGGCUUUGUGAUGGGCUUGCCAUAUUAAAGUGCUGGACAAACAGAUAGCAUCUUAGAUUCUAUUCUCGACUGUAAAGGAUUGUGUUGGUCCUGUUUAAAGUAUAUAAGCAGACACGCAAUGGGUUUAAUGAAAUCGGACGAGAUCUUGAAACUCUCACCAAAAAUUUAGGCACUACAAACUGUUCAAAUAUUUUAAGUGCCUGAAUGAUUCUCACGAAUCCUCCAAACCAGCUCCUAAGCGUUAACGUCCUUCCGAUGAAGUAAUGCUUAGUUUUUUUGUGCAGAAGAGUACGUCUCCUCCAAUUCACCUUAUAAAUCUCUUUCCUCCUUGCCCUCAAAGUGAUAAGCCGUCAACUUCCAAAGAGCUUAAUUCCCCUAAAGCUCUAUAUAAUAGUAGUAAGUGUCUCACAAUUCCAGAUUCUCUCCCUAUUAACUUAGUAGCAUCUGUUAAAAAUUUGGUGGUUAUUCUAUAUAUCUUUCUAUAUUUAUUUCUAGUCUUGCCAAGGAUACCUCGGUGGAAGAAAAUUAGUCCUACAUUUCGUCGCGUUUAAAAAUUGGUGAUAUCAAUAUCCAAAAAUUUAACUUCGGUUAUGAUAGAAGUAUAUCAUCGUUUAAAAUAGACGUUUCUUUUGAAAACUUCAAAAAGAUCUUAGAUAGCUCAUUCUGUCCCUCGGGGCUUUUGUGUGCGAAUUUAAGCCUAAACUCAUAUCUGAGGAAAACAUUGUUAAAUUGCCAAAAGCAACCAGCGAUAUAGAAAACUGACUGGUAGAAAUGCGCUAAGCAUUUACUAUCAAAAUGUUAGAGGUCUUAAUACAAAAUUAACCGACUUGUAUUAAAACAGGUCCAAUUUUAAUUUCCAAAUAAUUACAAAUAUUUAGAUGUGAUUGACUGAACAGAAUUGGAGGAGGUGUUCUAUUUGACGUGCAUUCCUCUAUCCAAUCUGAAGAUGUUCUCGUUCCAGGAAUCGACUCAUUUGAACUUUAAUAUAUUAGAGUCUACGUUAAUAAUUGCUUUAUUCAUCCAACCCUACCUUAUAUACCACCCCAUUCGGACUUAUCUGUAUACAUGCAGCAUGCUUCUUUAUAAAUAGUGCUACCUCGAAGGCAAAUAAUGCAGAUUCAAUAAUCGUUUUAGGAGAUUUCAAUUUACCGUGUGCUUCGUGGAAAGCAUUCGAUGACUAUAUCGUACCGAUUCGCAAUCGGUCAUGUUUUAAUGAGUUUUUUUUUUUUAAAUGUCCGAGUUGGGUCUGAACCAAAUUAAUUUGAUUCCGAAUAAGUUUGGUAAAUGCUUAGAUUUUGAAUACGUUGAUACCUCUUCAAAGUGGUCCGUUAUUCAGAGUAAUCCUCUUGUUUUACCAGAGGACUCGUAUCAUUCUGCUUUGGAAGUAUCUGUCGAAAUCAAAGGCAAUGUAUGGGAUAGUAAACAUCAAACUUCUAGCUUCUGCGCUCGGUUUAACUUUGCAAAAGAUAAUCUUAAAAAGUUAAUGGUGAUAUUGAAUUUAGUGUCUCGUAUUUUAAUAACAUUAUUACGAAAUUAUUCGGAAAGUAUGUUUCAAUAGUAAUUGUUAUUAAAAGUUUAAAUAUAAGGCCGUGGUUUUCGAAAGAGUUAUAUAAAUUGAAAAAACAGAAAAACUCGACCUAAACAAAAAAUGUUAUAAUAAUUACUUAAAUAAAGUAGAAAAGAAUAUUGUAAU